UGUUCAGCCGGUGUAUCUGGAUACAAAGUCAGCUUGAGCUGACAGUGCGAUCCAUGGACACGGAAUACACGGGCUGUGUUUGACAGAAGGAGAAAAACAAGCAGGAGACGUGUGGAUCAAACAGGAGAGUGCGGGGGAGGAAAGUGGCCCGAUUUCCGUCCAGGACUGGAAUAAAGCGUCGUAAUGUCACGCCCGAGGCUGCAGUAGUGAUGAUGGACUGUAAAGGGAACCAAGCAACCACCAACCAGGGAUAUAUGGAUCACAAAACAGGCUUUUAACCCAAGGACUGAGGAUUACAGAUAAAACAGCUGGAGGUUGUUUAUUAUUAUUAUUAUUAUUAUUAUUAUUAUUAUUAUUAUUAUUAUUAUAAGAUGGUGGAAGGAUGCGUCGGUUUGCAGCUUCUCUAUCAGCAUCAGGUCAGAUUUCAUCAUUCUCGACCUAUUACAAGGAAUCAGAAGCGCAAUAAUUUCCCAUUCGAGCGAUAUUAAUAGCCCCCUAGGGUUAGUAGAGCGGCGUUAAACCCCUCAGAAGUGGCUGCCUCACUUGUCUGUAUAACAGGGAUAUUCCUCUUUAGAAAUGACUGCAUGGGGACAGUAAGGACAGCAAUGCCACGGAGAAAAGGAGGACACGGUCUAUGCAGGCAUCUAUGCAAUGCAUAUUCAAGAUAAAGAAGGUGCAGUUGGAGGAUGUGGAUUGUUGGAUGCUUCCCUGGCUUGAACAUGGAUGGACCUGCAGCCUGUUUCCAUAAAUCGCACAGGUAAUCGAAUUAAUGCCCGACCUGUGGCCUCUAGCACUAGAUGUGGACCCGAACCAAAGACUUUAAAAUUGUUUCCACCAUUAUGACCGAGACCUGAGCUUAAGGAUGUGCCGAAUGGAAACAUGCGAGAAUGACUGUCUAAUCAGAUGGAGGGAGAAGGUGCUGUGUCUGAUCUGAGAUAGUCGUAGUAAGAUUAAACUAUAAUCGUAUACCUCGGUUGCUUGUGAUUGUGAUAGAUGUAUGAACAGAAUGAAUGACUGCAUUAAUGACUGCGAGAAAAGCAUGCCAUAUCAUGUCAAGUCUGCCUACAGAUCUAUAAGACUAAUAGGAUAGAAGAGAUGCGAGAGAUGCAGGCCCUGUGAUGAUGCUCCAGUGGAGGAAACCAAGACAACCUUUCUCAUGCAUCCUUGGUGCUGAAGGAAGCACCCAAACUGCUAGAUGAUCAUUUAAAAUCAGUCAAAACACAUGACUUCAUUCUAUUUAAUAGUAGAAAAUUAAGUCAUAAUGAUUUCAGACACCUGUUUGAAAGUGCCUUUAUAGAUGCUAGUACACAGAGACUGUAAUUCUGCUAAAAAUAGCUUUCCAGCACAUAAGAAUAGUGCUUUUUGCAAGAGAUUUAACACAUCCCUCCAGUUAAAAAGGCCUGAAUUUGGUUGAUGUGUUCUGCAUGGAUUUUGUGCAUGAGUUGACCGAGGUUCUCCCCCAGCUGUUGAAACCACACCGCUGACUCAGUUAUUUUGGAGAUGGACCCAAAUUCAACACUAAACAGUAUGGGUAGUGGAGGAAAUGCCACCCCACUACCCUGCACUGGGUGUGGAGGUUCCUGUGGAGCACCACCCCCCUCCAUCGUGCUACCAAACACGAAUCAGACUCCCUGUCUCACUCAUGCAGAGAACGGCAGCAGCUGGAAUUCCUCCACCCUGUCCUCCUUGGUCAGCUCCCCUGAUUCUCACAUCCACCAGCAUCAUGGAGCCUCCAACCCUUACUGGACAGCCGUGUUUGACUAUGAAGCGGCGACGGAGGAGGAGUUGACCCUAAGGCGUGGGGAUCUGCUGGAGGUGCUUUCCAAGGAUUCAAAGGUGUCUGGAGAUGAGGGAUGGUGGACUGGUAAGAUCCAAGACAAGGUGGGCAUCUUCCCCAGCAACUAUGUGACACGAAGUGACACCACGCUGCCCACUGGAGGUUUACUGGUGGGUGGUGAGAGUCCUCUGGAGAUCGACUUCUCAGAGCUGUGCUUGGAUGAGGUCAUAGGAGCGGGAGGCUUUGGGAAAGUGUAUAAAGGCGUGUGGAGGGCUGAGGAGGUGGCUGUGAAAGCAGCACGCCAGGACCCCGAUGAGGACAUCAGCGCCACGGCGGAGAGUGUGAGGCAGGAGGCACGGCUCUUCUGGAUGCUCAGGCACCCUAACAUCAUUGCACUGAAGGGCGUCUGCUUGAAAGAGCCUAACCUUUGCCUGGUAAUGGAAUAUGCUCGUGGUGGGGCACUAAAUCGGGCACUGGCGGGGAAGAAGGUUCCUCCUCGGGUCCUGGUUAACUGGGCAGUGCAGAUCGCCACUGGCAUGGACUACCUGCACAACCAGACCUUUGUUCCCGUCAUCCACAGGGAUUUGAAGUCCAGUAACAUUCUGAUUCUGGAACCGAUAGAGAGAGAUGACCUGAGUGGUAAGACACUAAAGAUCACAGACUUCGGACUGGCACGGGAGUGGCAUCGUACCACUAAGAUGAGUGCGGCGGGCACCUAUGCCUGGAUGGCUCCAGAGGUCAUUAAGCUGUCGCUCUUCUCUAAAAGUAGUGAUGUGUGGAGUUUUGGGGUACUGCUGUGGGAGUUGCUGACUGGUGAGGUGCCGUAUCGGGAGAUUGAUGCCUUGGCUGUGGCCUAUGGAGUCGCCAUGAACAAAUUGACCCUCCCUAUACCAUCCACCUGCCCUGAAGCCUUUGCUCAACUGUUGGGAGAGUGCUGGAGCCCGAACCCUCACAGUCGUCCCUCCUUUACUAGUAUACUGAAAAGGUUGCUGGCCAUCGAGCAGUCCUCCAUGUUCCAGAUGCCACUGGAGUCUUUCCAUUCACUGCAGGAGGACUGGAGGCUGGAGAUCCAGCAGAUGUUUGAUGAGCUGAGGGCCAAAGAGAAGGAGCUGCGUUCCUGGGAGGAGGCGCUGGCUCGGGCUGCAGAGGAACAGAGGACGCAGGAGGAGCUGUUGAAGAGACGUGAGCAAGAGUUAGCUGAGCGGGAGAUUGACAUCGUGGAGAGAGAGCUGAACAUCAUUAUCCAUCAGAUGUACCAGGAGAAACCACAUGUCAAAAAGCGCAAGGGCCACUUCAAGAAGAGCCGGCUGCUCAAACUGGGCCGAGACAGCAACUGUAUCAGCCUGCCCUCUGAUUUUGAGCAUAAGAUCACAGUGCAGGCCUCCCCCAGUGUGGAUAAGAGGAAAAGUCAGGGCAGUGAGAGCACCACUCCACCAGCCAGUCCAGGUGUUAUACCUCGCCUCAGAGCCAUUCGAUUGACCCCGAGUGAUGGGAGGAACACUUGGGGGCGUACAGCAGUGUGUAAGAAAGAAGACCUGACAGGGACAAAAAAGAAGGGCCGUACCUGGGGUCCCAGCUCCACCCACCAGCGGGAGCGGGUUGGAGGAGAAGAGAGGUUAAAGUCACUUGGAGAGGGGAAGGUGUGGUCCUCCAGUGCUCCUAAUCUGGGCAAGUCCCCCAAACAUGUCCCUAUAACUGGUGGCUUCUCCAGUCUCAAUGAGAUGGAGGAACAGUGUGAGCUCGAGGAGAGAUUGGCUCCCGAGGGCAGUAGCAACGGGGCGACGGAGGAUGCCAGCCAUGCAUGGACAGGUGUGGGGCCUGGAGUGGGUUCCCAGGAUCCUUUGCGUCGCUGCAAUCAGAGGAAGAAGAGUGACAUGGUACUGCUGGGCUGCGCCUCCAUCUUGGCCGCCGUGGGCUUCGGCACAGACCUGCUCCAGCUGGGACGAUUGCAGGUGAGUCAGGACGAACAGGAUGCACGUGAUGAGCAAAGAAAAAAGAAGGAAGGUCUGUUUCAGCGCACAGGCCGAUUCCGGCGCAGCACAUCUCCCCCAAGCCGUACACUGUCUCUGUCCCUGUCCCACAACCGCCAUCAUCACGAAUCUGCACUGCCCUGCCUGGACCCGUCUCCUUCUGUCACACUCCUCUCCCUCUCCUCUCUUUCUGACUGCAACUCCACCAAGUCCCUGCUGCCCUCAGACCCAGACGAUCUGAUCCCAAGUCCGAGCAGCACCAUGCCUUGUCCAGCACCCGCUCUAAACCCCCUGCUGGAUCUGCGAGCAGAGAGUUUCAAACGGGAGCCCAACCAGUCGCUCACACCCACCCAUGUCUCUGCCACCAUGGCUGUGAACCGCGGGCACCGACGCACGCCAUCUGACGGUGCCAUCAGACCUCGUGCACAGACAGUGACAGAGCACCGACGCACGCCCUCAGAUGGCAGCAUGCCAAUUCCUCCCAUCACGCCCACUAACACACCACACACAGGGUCUCGUGACACUCUAGAUAUCCCUCGUCUCCCAGACCCAUCCACAAUCUACCCCGCAGUGCAUCGGCGUAAACCUCCUCCUUCUUCAGAGUCCCAGACCGGGACCCUUGAGCGGCCCAAGACAUUGGAGUUUGCCCCCCGUCCCCGCCCCACCCCGGCCCGAGCGCGUCCAGACCCGUGGAAGUUGUCGUCACUGUCCCGGACACUCAGCUCAUCUCCGGGGAGCAGCUGUGACAGUCCACUAGGCUCUGGGGACAGCGGGGUCAGCGCAGGAGCCACCGCUGGCCGCCAAACUCUGCUGGACAUGGACAUGGAGGGGCAGAGCCAAGACAGCACGGUGCCUCUAUGUGGGCAGCAUUCACAAGCCACACUGUGUGGGCAGCACUUCUCAUAAAUUCCCAGGAAACCUCCAUUAUAACCAGGGCUGCCUGGCCUAAUUUACAUAGCCAGCAUAUUCCCUAGACACAAAAGGAGCCAAGAAAGUCCUGGCUCCGUCCUGCAUAUCUCAUGGAGGCCAUUGUGGUUGGUGUCACUAUUAGACAGAGUAUCCCAGAAACCACGGCUGUCCCAACACAGUGAGUGUGAACGAAGUACUCAACAACAACAACAACAACAAAAAAAAUCACCUGGAGGGCUGUGGAUUAUUUUUCAUAGCCACUGCAGUGAACCACAGUCUUAGACCUGCAGCACUUUUAUGAGCUCCAUAAAAGUAAAGGUCAAGUCCUACUGCUUGCAUCAUUCCCCUAUAGAUUGUUCAAUAAAACUCUCUUUUUUAAUAACCAGGUAAUAUGUAUGUGAUGAUACAAUGGCAAAGCCAUUCCUUUGAUACUGUAUUUUCUGGACAAUAAGUUGCUCAUGUUUUUUAAGACAGACCUCCCUUCAUUAUGAAGAAAAAAUGAUAUAUACUUAAGUUUGCUAUUUAUGUCACAUUAAUAGAUAAGACAUUUUUAUUUUACAAAUAACUGUACUCUCCUCUAAAAUGGAACAUACAAUAAGAGACCCAUACUGUAAUAGUGUGCUUUAGCUUUUGUCCCUUACCACAGUUCAGGGCCAUAUUGUGUAAGCUUUUUUUUUUUUUUUUUUCAAAAUGUUUGCUAUACUCCUGAUUCCUCUGUCACAAUAUCUGUCUGAGGUCAUUAUAUAGCAAUGUUUUAUGCUGAAACCUACAUGCCUCAGCCUGCAUUCAAAAUACUGCACAGCACAGCAAUUAGAUAUUGCAUAUAAUCCAGUAACUAGGAAGCAAAGAAAAACAUUCAAGUCUGAUUUUAUCCAUUCACAGUCUUCGAAAAACAGGAAAAAAUAUUCUACCGUUUCUUACAGGAGCUAUAAUGGCUGUCUGGGGGAUUAGCGUUUAGCUAUUCCAAUGUCAAGCUAAUAACUUGAGUAAUUUAGCCAUGUUUGGUGGUAUUUUUAGUUUGUAAUUUCUUCAUUUCGUUGUUUCAUUUUUAUAUUGUCCUUUAUUUAUUGAUUUUUUUCUGUAUAUUUUUCCAAAUCCUAAACGGCCUCUUUUUUGGAAAAUGGGUAAUAUUUUACUCUCUCACUGAAGCUUCUGAGAUGUCAGCUCUCCUGUUUGCAUACAGUUUGCUCAGAAAGCGUCUCCCAUGCUUAUUUACAAUUAUAAAUUGGCCAAGAUAUUUUUAGGGGAGGAGCCUUGUGAACGGUUUUAGUGUCUAAAAUCUGCCAUUAGAACACAGUUCAUGUGCAUACGGCUCAAAUAUUUCCAGUUUGAUACAAUUCUAAGGUAUGGCAAUUACCAUACGUCCAACAUAAAGACACUAACAACUGGCUAUAUUACAACUAGGCUACAAAAUGAUGAUAAGAGGACAAAACUGUGGGUCUUAUAGUCCAGAAAAUAUGGUAGAUCUAAGCAUAUUUUUUUAUUCUUCUGUUUUUGAGGAGAAGACUGACCAUCUCUGGCUCUCUGCAGAACCUAAUCAGAAAGCAGGAGCUGUUUUAAUGUGAAGGCCUUGUUUGUCAGCAAAUCCUGAUGUACAGUACAUAUUGCCUGUGUGUAAGUAUGUAAGCAAGAGUGUGUGCAUGUGUCUAUCUGUGAGGAAGUGUCAUAGGAGUUAGAACGACUGAGAACUGGUCUCAUCAGCUGUUUCCGGUUUAAAUGCACUCUCACUUCCAUUUUCCUCAGUAAACAGGAACAUUAUGGGCCUGGAGAAAGGGAAGGACUGUUAUGGUCAAACGAGCAUCUCUGUCCAUUUGCAAUAAAAUACGAAACACUGUACCAUAAUGUACUACCUGUAUUCAAACAUACACACUUUUUUACCUCUUCAAAUGAGACCAUGGAAGAUCUUCCUCCACCUACACACUGAUCUGAGAGAAAGGAACUGCGAGAUGCAGUGUGUAGUGCUUUUCUUUAUUUUGAUGCCCUAUGAAAUGCCGCUGUAAUCAGUCACAAAGAGAAGGAUGCGUGAUGACAUCAUUCCAUUCAGAACAAGGAGCCCUUGACCUUGUGUUUAUGACGUUGAAUUGUAUGACGCCGGAACACACUUUUUUGCUCGAAGGUUCAACCUGGUAAUCGACAGUAUUUUUUAGACUGUCUGCCGGUGAGUGUGUAUGUGCGUGAAUGCGUGUGCAUGUGUGUGUGUGUGUGUGUUCUUAUUGUUAUCAUUUGUAUGGGGUGACUCUGUGGAGGGGUAGACACAAAGCCGUCCCCUAUUUCCUGUGUGAAAAGAACUAAGAGUAUUUAUUAAAAUUAUUGUUAUGAUUGAA
Messenger RNA from Pangasianodon hypophthalmus (striped catfish), 6980 nucleotides. It is a transcript of the gene map3k10, whose product is annotated as mitogen-activated protein kinase kinase kinase 10. Bases 1501 to 4653 code for a protein of 1050 amino acids. Gene Ontology annotation, molecular function: JUN kinase kinase kinase activity; protein binding; ATP binding. The transcript is spliced from 11 exons. NCBI's taxonomy places the organism in Eukaryota, Metazoa, Chordata, Actinopteri, Siluriformes, Pangasiidae. The record is from RefSeq and is a predicted model, not a curated record. Gene Ontology annotation, biological process: protein phosphorylation; positive regulation of apoptotic process.